This is a messenger RNA of Abrus precatorius (Indian licorice), 1164 nucleotides long. RefSeq names its product palmitoyl-acyl carrier protein thioesterase, chloroplastic-like. Lineage: Eukaryota; Viridiplantae; Streptophyta; Magnoliopsida; Fabales; Fabaceae. The record is from RefSeq and is a predicted model, not a curated record. Gene Ontology annotation, molecular function: fatty acyl-[ACP] hydrolase activity; acyl carrier activity. Bases 1 to 1164 code for a protein of 387 amino acids. The transcript is spliced from 6 exons. Gene Ontology annotation, biological process: fatty acid biosynthetic process.
AUGACGCCAGUCUUAGCACUUAGCAACAUUGGGUUACAAUUUCGAGGGAAUUUUUGCAAUGCCAAAACGAAAAUCGUAGACAACAAGGCAGGGGAAUUUUCAGAGAUUAGCCACAAAUCUUCAUGCAACACUUACAUAUUGAACAAUAAACGAAGAUUUUCAUUGUUGGUGAGGGCAAGUUUUGAUUGUAGCCCUUGGGGAGUGAGUACAAUCAACGGAAGGGAACACAUGGCAUUGAUUCCACAUACAGCUAUCAAAUUGGCAAAUGAAAGCACAACACAAACAACCUUUGAUCCCUUUUUACUUGGAGUGUUUGUGGAAGACAAGUUUGUAUAUAGGCAGAGUUUUAUAGUCAGGUCUUAUGAAAUCGGCCCCGAUAAAACUGUCACCAUAUAUGCACUCAUGAAUUUUCUCCAGGAAACUGCUAUAAACAAUGUCACUAGCUAUGGAGUAAGUGGGAACAAUUUUGCAACUACUCGGGAGAUGGACCGUCACACGCUGAUUUGGGUUGCUAAUCGUAUUCAAAUUCAAGUACAAAAAUAUAGCAAAUGGGGAGACAAAAUUGAUGUUGAUACAUGGUUUCAUUUUGUUGGAAAAAAUGGAAUGAGAAGAGAUUCGAUAAUCAGGGAUCAUUGCACCAAAGAGAUUAUAGCAAGAGCAACAAGCACAUGGGCAAUGAUGAACAAAGAAACAAGAAGAUUAUCAAAGUUACCUGAAUCAGUUAAACAAGAGCUUUUUCCUUUCCGCUAUGAUAGACAUGCCAUUUCUAGUGAAGAAAUAGAUUGUCAGAAGAUACACAAGCUCACUGAUGAUACUGCUGAGACAAUUCGAUCUGGGAUGACAGUAAGGAGGAAUGACAUGGAUGCUAACCAGCAUGUUAACAAUGUGAAAUAUAUUUCAUGGAUUUUGGAGAGUGUGCCAAGAGAAGUGUUAGAUGAUUAUGAUAUCACAAGCAUGACUUUGGAGUUUAGGCGUGAAUGUACACAAUCAAGCGUGUUAGAAUCUAUGACUAGUCCAUCAUGCAACGUGAUAAGUGAUUCUAAUAAUAGCUCUGUUGAGAGAAAACAUGACUUGCAAUACACACACCUACUUCGUCUGCAAGAUAAUAAAGCAGAAUUGGUUCGAGGCAGAACAAAAUGGCGUCUUAGGCAGAACCACAAGUGA